Wasmannia auropunctata (little fire ant) is the source of this 2924-nucleotide messenger RNA. RefSeq lists its product as uncharacterized. The transcript has 16 exons. The record is from RefSeq and is a predicted model, not a curated record. Gene Ontology annotation, molecular function: protein binding. Lineage: Eukaryota; Metazoa; Arthropoda; Insecta; Hymenoptera; Formicidae. Bases 542 to 2863 code for a protein of 773 amino acids.
UAGUAAAAGCAGCGUUGUCGUGCUUUAUCACGGUAAAUUCAAUUUUCCUGCAUCAUCCUCUUCGAAGGCUCUCGUACAACUUUCGAAAUCCGAUCAAAUAGUAAAAACAUUGCACAUAUCGCGAUCAGAAGUUACAAGUUCUGCAUCACCUGAUAAGGCAAAAAUCAUAGAAACGCCGGAAAGCCUGUCUCCGAGAUAUCAUCCACUACGUCGACGAAAAUCUACUUUCAAUAGAUAUCGCCGUAUAUCAAGACAACAGCCUUCUUUGAAUGUAAACAUUUAUCACGCGAAUCAAGUAGAGCGAUUUGUAUCUCCGCUACAGCAUCAGUGGACACCACUUAGAGGGCAGAUAGGAAUAAAUUCCAAGUAUAAGGAUUUGGAGUGCACAACUAAGCUUUCCAAAGAUCCUGUUAGGCUGCAAUCGAGAACUUGUGAUAUCAGCGAACACGCAACGAAUCAAGAAUCACGUAAAUAUAUCGAACAAGAAGAACCUUGGAAGAAACAAUGCUCUGCACUUGUUGAAAUCGUUGCUUCGAAACCUAUGGAUUAUCGUCAUCCAGAGAAAGUGGAAAAUACAAAAGAUAGAAAGCAAUCGAUACCUUGCUCAAAUCUAGACUUGCCGAUGCAACAGAUACAAAUUCAUCCCAAAGACACGAGCGUAAAAUCAGCAUUUGUCGUGAAUGAGGGUAACGAAACGAGUCAUCGUGUGUUUCCCUUCCAAGCUACACCUAGUGGUAAUCUCAAGAUUAUUCCGAAUCAGGUUGUAUUCGAGUCGAAGAAGUUCAGUGUUUUAGUUGCUGAUCCGCGACGCACGAAAGUCAACGUUAAGGCUGAGCUUAAUCGAUCGGGCGUCGACGUUGGUACAUCGAUUUCUGACUCUUCAAAUCGAACAAGAUAUAUCAAUCUUCCACCUGGCAUCACGCCAUCGACAAUUGAUCAGUUGCAGGCACAAAAGAAAUUACCAUAUAACAAAGGAAACUAUAGAUCACGAACGCUGCAACCAAGUACAAAGUUCUAUUCAUCAGAAAUGGAACAAAAUCAUUCGAUACAAUCAACAUCCCAUCAACUUCCUCCAAUGAACGAAGUACCACUUGCCUCGUUGGGAUUUACAAAUGAGCAACCAAUCAAUUGGAGUAAUAUAAUUCUUCCAGAAAAGACUGACUUGUAUCAAGAAUUAGCUAUACGUAUUACAAAUUAUAAGAAUGCCGAUUGUGUUGUCCGAAUUGAUCACGAUGAAUUUCAUUGCCAUCUCCUUGUUCUGCAAAGUUACAGCAAAUUUUUUGACGAGAAAAAUUGCAAGAAUAUUGAUUUGUCUGGGAGUAGCGUGACUUCCAAGGCUUUCUCUAUUAUUUAUGACUGGAUGAUAAGUCCAAUCAACGAAAGUUGCCAGCUUCUACGAAGAGAUAAUAUUUUAGAAAUCUUUAUGGCUGCACAGUAUCUGGGCAUCAAAGAAUUAGAAGAGCAAUGUUGGGCAUUUAUUGAUAAUGACGAGCUCUUUUCCGAAGAUACUGCUUUUUUGUUAUACUUGGAAGCAAAGAAAAUUGGCAAUACUGCAGUAAUGGAACUGAUGGUACCGAGAAUUAUGAAAUUUUUCUUGAUGCUCGUUAGCACAAAGGAUUUUUUGGAAUUGUCAAUGGAUGAAUUGUGCUUACUACUGAAAUCUAACUAUAUUUGCGUCAAUAGCGAAAUGGAAGUUUUAAUGUCUGCCGUAAGGUGGUUAAUGCACGAUUGGAAUGAAAGAAAACAAUACAUGUUAGAAGUAUUGAAAUGUGUUAGAUUUGGACUUAUAGCUCCGUGGCAGUUAGUAGAUGUCAAAAGAAAUCCUGAAAAUCCAGAAUUUAUGGAAUUGAUGUCGUAUCCUGAAGUGCAAAAAAUGGUGGAUGAUGGUCUCGCGUUUGUUAUUAUAAAAUAUUGGUACGGUAAUCAAACUGAAGAUUACUAUCAUUGGAUCGAUUUGCUUGGACUUAUCGAACCGACUAAUCGCAACUGGGCAGGAGAAGACAAAAACUAUGUUACGUAUCGCGAAUUUCUGUUAUAUCUUGAAGAGUAUCAAAAAACAAACAUCUCGGAGAUAAAAACAAGAAAGAUUCAAACAAAACCUACUCCUCCUAAUUCUCCUCCUAAAGAUAGCUCACUAUUAUCUCUAGAGAGAACACAUACAGAUUGUAAUAAAAAUCGUACGUGUUGUUGCAUAGAUUCGCAUCUUUUAGAACAAUAUACAAUGCAAACUAGAGAACCGAAAAAAUAUGUAUCAAAAAUUACAACUUCAUCGGGCAUGGUAAUGUCGCCUGAAAUCUUGACCGAUUGUCUUAGUAAUAUGAGCAGAAGUAAUAAUGUAAAAGCGAACAAAGCACAGUACGACGGAAAUAGAAACAAUAAAUCUAUCAUUCAUGAUAUGAAAUAUUGCGAGGCAGGUGAACCACGAUCUUUAGAUCUUUUUAAAAAUGCGAAAUGUAUGUACGAACAUCAUCAUCGUGAGGUUACUGAUAAAUCCAAGUAUGAAGACCGACAAGAAAGAAAUGUUUACAACCGCAAGCACUGGGAACAAAAUAUUAUAUUUCCCAUCAAGAAACAACAGAAAGUGAUGAAAAAAUCAAGAUGUAUGGAAGAUCAUGGGGAUUCAGCUAAAUCUGAAGAAGAAGCGGCCACUAUGAUACAAGCUACAUACAGAGGAUAUAAAGUCAGAAGAAAGUUUGACGAAAUUAAGAAAUCAUCCUUGGAAGGAAAACAGAACGCUCAAAAAGUAGCUGAGCUGUUAUCUAUGUCGACGAGUCAAUGUGGAUGGUCACUUCAGAAAUCAUUAAAUCCAGUCAAAACAUCCAAUAUUGCGAAUUAUACCAAAAAUUCAUUACAUUAUAUCUGAAAAAAUUGCAAUUUAAUUGUGCAAUGUAAUAAAUGUUUAGUAAUAAAUAUAUAUGCAAAAA